UGUUCCGCAUAUAAGAGUAUGUAUUUAAGAGGCGCGCAUCCGGGUUACAUCGUAUUUUAACAAUAUCGUUUCACAUUGUAAAAUAUGUUGAAAGCCUGGCUGUUAAUUCUCUUUUUGGGAGAUGUUAAAUUUGUGCUUUCGGAUGAGCCUUUGUCGACAAGUUAUUUUCAAGAGCUAUUGUUGGAGAAAAUGACUAAGAUAGAUUUGAAUGUUCAGAAAGUAAUGGAAAGAUAUGAUAAGAUUGAUCAAGAAAAGGAACAAGAAAAUAACGACAUUUCUAGAUUUUCGACCACUGGACAAAAGGUUCUGCUAGUGAAAGAUCUUGAAAGGGAUGGAUGGAACAUGGUAUUUCGUGCAACAUCAAGUAAUGGCCAAAACGUUUUUGAUGCGUGGACAAAAGGGAUUGGCAUUUGCUCAGACAAACCAAAAUAUAUGGCACGAUCGUAUUCAAGCCACUACAGAAACAAUGUUGUCUCAAACUGGGCCAAUAUUGGGGCAAAGUAUGUCAAGUAUGCAUACUACGAAAACAACCAAGAAGUUACCUACGUCAUAUUCAACGGAACCGGAAGUGAUAUCAACUCUUGGUUUGACAAACACCGUAUUGUUGCAUCAAGCUAUGCAGAUCUAACAACAACCGAAAAGUACAACUAUUUCUCCAUCGUGGGCGCCUACCAGCCAAAACGUCUUGAACGGCGGUUUUUCAUCAACAAAUUAUAUAAUCAUUGUCCUGGAGACCUUGGUCAUCUGCUAGUUUCAGACGAUGAACCUCCAAAUAAUGUGUGCAGCUUUGAUAAACAUGCGAGUUACCCACAAUUCUUAUACUCGAAGAUUAACUCUGUCGACUUCUGGGGCAGUCAUCUGUUUGGAAGAGCCGACUAUAUGGCGAUUUUCAUAAAAACUGAAUAGACAGUUUAGGACAUGGUCAGUCACAUUGACGAUGUUUCGAUUCACUAUUUUAAUGUAAUCUUUAUUCAAACGACUUUUAUUUUCAUUGUUCUUUCCAGUUUCGUUCUGGUGAUAAUUGAACGUUGGAUAACUGUUUCUUCAUAAUUUUAAAAUAUCAUUUACUUUAAAAUAUUGAUACUUUUAAUUACUAUAUUUUGUGUUAAAGUAAGUUAAAUAGCUAUAUAGCAGAGCAAAAAUCUAUUGCAGAUUCAGAAGGAUGUAUUUAUGAUAAAUUUUUAUUUCAGUUAUUUAUUUAUUGAGUAUUUGUUGUCAUUUUCAAGAUUUUUUUUUGUUCUCAUCAAACUAAGUGCAAGCCAAAGUAAAUUAAAUUUUCACCUAAAUUAUACUUUCAGUUCCCCGUGAGUUGUUCCCCUUUACCUACUAAGCAAUAAACAAAUAACAUGGUGUCAG
This is a messenger RNA of Ruditapes philippinarum (Manila clam), 1356 nucleotides long. RefSeq lists its product as uncharacterized. The transcript is spliced from 3 exons. Lineage: Eukaryota; Metazoa; Mollusca; Bivalvia; Venerida; Veneridae. The record is from RefSeq and is a predicted model, not a curated record. Bases 85 to 906 code for a protein of 273 amino acids.